Echinococcus granulosus is the source of this 1698-nucleotide messenger RNA. Its product is annotated as Vacuolar protein sorting-associated protein 26. The record is from RefSeq and is a predicted model, not a curated record. NCBI's taxonomy places the organism in Eukaryota, Metazoa, Platyhelminthes, Cestoda, Cyclophyllidea, Taeniidae. Bases 1 to 1698 code for a protein of 565 amino acids. Gene Ontology annotation, biological process: intracellular protein transport; retrograde transport, endosome to Golgi. Gene Ontology annotation, cellular component: retromer complex; endosome. The transcript has 7 exons.
AUGGAAUUUUUAUCGUCAAACUCCGAUAACCACAGGUUGUACUUCUACUCCGCGGCUGGUCCUCGAGCAAAUAUUGAAGAACACACGAAUCAAUUGAAAGAACUGAGGCGUUACAGCGACAUAACACUUCAACCAAUAAGUGGUGAGGAUAUAUGGCACUUGGUGCACAGUGAUAACACCCGGCUGGCUGUAAAGUUUAGUUCUGUUAUGAAUUUUCUCGGUAUCGGACAAAGUGCUUCCAUAGAUAUUACUCUGAAUAAUCUAACCAAUCGGAAAUUGGUUGAGGUUAAGUCAGACCAACAGCAGACAUGCCUUCUACCCGUGUUCUACAAUGGCGAAAGUAUCUCGGGUCAAGUCACUAUCUCCCUGAAGCGGGGCAGUAAAUUGGAGUAUCAGGGUAUCAAAAUAGAGCUUAUCGGUUACAUUGACUUUUUCUCGGAUCGGGGCAGUCGGGAUGAAUUUCUUAAUCGAACACAGGAGUUGGCUCGUCCGGGGAUACUCUCUCAGGCCUCAACCACAUAUCCUUUCCUCUUCGAUAACGUUGAGAUGCCUUUUGAAUCCUAUUCUGGCUCCAAUAUCAAUCUCAGGUACUUCCUGCGGUUGACGGUGGUGAAGCGAUUCAUGGAUUUGACGAAAGAGCUGGACAUACUCGUGCAUUCUCACCAUAAGCCCCAACAGCCCGACAUCAACAUCCAAAUGGAGGUGGGCAUUGAGGACAGCCUCCACAUCGAAUUCGAGUAUAACGCAUCCUGCUAUCACUUGGAGGAUGUGAUAGUCGGUAAGAUCUACUUUCUGCUGGUUCGAGUAAAAAUCAAAUACAUGGAGGUGCAGAUCCUACGCCGCGAGUCGACAGGGUUGGGUGCGGUGAACACCUUUACUGAUAUGGAAACGCUGGCCAAGUUCGAGAUCAUGGAUGGCGCACCCGUGCGUGGGGAAUGCAUACCCAUCCGUCUCUUUCUCGGCGCUUACGAUCUUACGCCUACAAUGAAGGACGUCAAUCGGAAGUUCUCCGUUCGCUACUACCUCAACCUCGUGCUGCUUGAUGAGGAGGAGAGGCGCUAUUACAAACAACACGAGAUCUUCCUAUUUCGCCGCCCGGACAAGCGAUUCGAGGCAUUAAUGCAGAGCCAACAGGCCAUGGCAGUGAAGUCACAACCAUACUCUCUGCCCCUCCCCACGGAGACAAUUCCUUCCACCCACCCUACUGAUGUCCCUGUGCUCCCUCCCCCCCCUGGAGACAACCCUCCGCAAUCCUCCGGUGAUGGUCCUAUUAUUCCCGAUGUAACUCAGAAUGGAAACGCUAGUCUCAUUAAUGCAGCUUCACGUAAUGACACAAACGGAAUCGAGGAUGAUCCAACUGAGGAAGUCAGUGGUGAAAUCGACAGCUUUUCCAAGGAACUAGAUAAAGUAGAGGAAAAAGCGGACGGUGCAGCGACCAUCACAGCAGCUGUGCCUAAGUGCGAGAGCUACAAGAAAGAAGGGGAGGAGCAAGUGGAAGUGGAGAUUGAUGUUUUCAGUGGUCUCUCCGACCACGAAGACGCGUGCGACGACGGGCUCUCGCGCGAACAGCGUAGUUUCACUCGCUACGAAUCUCCGAGGGAUGCGGAGGGUAGAGAGGAGGAGGGGAAUGAUGGAGCGGCGAAGGAAACGGUGACCAAACCUUCACCUUUUGACUCCCCAAUUUCUGCGAUCACUUGA